This is a messenger RNA of Sardina pilchardus (European sardine), 4562 nucleotides long. It is a transcript of the gene rnf19a, whose product is annotated as ring finger protein 19A, RBR E3 ubiquitin protein ligase. The transcript has 10 exons. Lineage: Eukaryota; Metazoa; Chordata; Actinopteri; Clupeiformes; Clupeidae. Gene Ontology annotation, molecular function: ubiquitin protein ligase activity; zinc ion binding; ubiquitin conjugating enzyme binding. Gene Ontology annotation, cellular component: ubiquitin ligase complex; cytoplasm. The coding region runs from base 130 to 3186 and encodes 1018 amino acids. Gene Ontology annotation, biological process: ubiquitin-dependent protein catabolic process; protein polyubiquitination; positive regulation of proteasomal ubiquitin-dependent protein catabolic process. The record is from RefSeq and is a predicted model, not a curated record.
GGGUACGGGACAGGGAGGUGCCGAAGCGCUGGAAGUUUUUUUGGGGAAGAAAAAUAGUAGUCAAGCUCUAGUAAAACAGGCAGAUUUUUAAAUUUUGUUUUGCUGUGUGCAGCAUCUUUUGUCCUAGGAAUGAAAUGCUGUUACACGGAUGACUUGAAAGAGUCUGGUGAUUGCCCGUCUCCAUCGGAGCCCUCGCUGCCCCCGCUGGCUGCGCCCCAGCAGGUGGGUGCAGGUGGGCGCGUGAGCCUGGGGCGGCUGCCGUCAUGUCUUAACGCGCUGCGCUCGCCCCUCCGCUCCCUGCCCCUGCUGCCCCUGGCCCACCUGGCCGCCCUGUCCCCCCCCUCGCCCUCCUCCUCCUCCUCCUCUGCCUCCUCGCUGCCUCUCCGCCCGCUCGAUGCGGCCACGGCAGGCCCCUCUGGAGAGAUGAGCGCGCCGCCGCCGCAGCAGCGCAAGGGCUCGGAGCACGAGCUCCAGGACCAGGACCCGGACCCGUCGGGCUCGGAGCGUGACCUGCGCUUCCAGGCCCAGGCCCGUCCGGCGGGCUCGGACCAGGACCUGCCGGGCCAGACCAAGGGGCAGCACGCGGGCUCCGAGCGCGACCUGCAGUCGGCCUGCUCCUCCAUGAGCCUGCCCUCCAUCAGGAAGACGCCCAAAAAACGCCGCCUCUCGCUGCGCGCGCUCUUCCGCCGGCGCCAGCGCGACCCCAAGCGCAAGUCUCGCUCCGCUGUGCCCGGCACCGCCGCCGUCGAUUCCCUUGCCGCCGGCGAGCUCGUGGCCGCGGAAAGCAGCCUUCAGGAUGCGGCGAUGGGCGCAGAGGCGUCGGGCGCCUCCUCGUCGUUGUCGUCCUCGUCGGCGGCGGCGGCUGGCGGGCACGAGCUGCUGGAGUGCCCGCUGUGCCUGCUGCGGCACACGCGCGAGCGCUUCCCCGACAUCAUGACGUGCCCUCACCGCUCCUGCGCCGACUGCCUGCGCCAGUACCUGCGCAUCGAGAUCAGCGAGAGCCGCGUCAACAUCACCUGUCCCGAGUGCUCGGAGCGCUUCAACCCCCACGACAUCCGCACCAUCCUGGCCGACCGCGCCCUCAUGGACAAGUACGAGGAGUUCAUGCUGCGCCGCUGGCUAGCCGCUGACCCCGACUGCCGCUGGUGCCCCGCACCGGACUGUGGCUAUGCGGUCAUUGCCUUUGGGUGUGCCAGCUGCCCCAAGCUCACAUGUGGCCGUGACGGCUGUGGCACGGAGUUCUGCUACCACUGCAAGCAGCUGUGGCACCCCAACCAGACGUGCGACGCCGCCCGCCAGCAGAGGGCGCAGAGCCUGCGCCUCCGACCCUUCCGCUCCUCCUCCCUCAGCUACAGCCAGGAGAGUGGGGCUGCUGCAGACGACAUUAAGCCAUGUCCCCGCUGUGCCGCCUACAUCAUUAAGAUGAACGACGGGAGCUGUAAUCACAUGACCUGCGCUGUGUGUGGCUGCGAGUUCUGCUGGCUCUGUAUGAAGGAGAUCUCAGACCUGCACUACCUGAGUCCAUCAGGGUGCACCUUCUGGGGUAAGAAGCCAUGGAGUCGCAAGAAGAAGAUCCUGUGGCAGCUGGGCACUCUGGUUGGUGCUCCAGUGGGCAUCGCCUUGAUCGCUGGCAUCGCCAUCCCCGCCAUGAUCAUCGGAAUACCGGUGUAUGUGGGGAGAAAGAUUCACAAUCGCUAUGAGGGAAAGGACAUUUCCAAGCACAAGAGGAACCUUGUCAUUGCUGGCGGUGUGACUUUGUCUGUCAUCGUAUCACCAGUUGUGGCGGCAGUGACUGUCGGUAUCGGCGUGCCCAUCAUGUUGGCGUACGUGUAUGGCGUGGUGCCCAUAUCUCUGUGCCGCAGCGGAGGGUGCGGAGUCUCUGCGGGCAACGGGAAAGGCGUGAGAAUCGAGUUUGACGACGAGAACGACAUGAAUGUGGGCAGCGGCGCCGUGGCUACAGACACCACCUCUGUGGCGGAGACGCGGCACAACCCCAGUCUGGGGGAGGGCAGCGUGGGCGGCCUGACGGGGAGCCUGAGCGCCAGCGGCAGCCACAUGGAGCGGAUCGGAGCCAUGCGGGACAACCUGAGCGAGAACGCCAGCACCAUGGCCCUCGCCGGGGCCAGCAUCACCGGCAGCCUGUCGGGGAGCACCGUGGGCAACUGCUUCAACAGGUUGGAGGUGCAAGCCGAUGUUCAGAAGGAGCGCUGUAGUUUGAGUGGAGAGUCGGGCACGGUCAGUCUGGGGACAAUCAGUGACAACGCUAGCACCAAAGCCAUGGCUGGCUCCAUCCUCAAUGCAUACAUGCCUUUGGACAGUAGGGAUGGCAGCAGUCUGGAGGUGCAGGUGGACAUGGAGUCCAAGCUGUGUAAGCUGCGCCACCACAGCGGCAGCAGCAGCCUGGACGACAGCAGCGGCGGCGGGAGCCGCGGGGGCGCCACGGGAGGAGGAGGAGGAGGAGGCUGCUGCUCGGCCGGCUGCCCUCACGCAUCCUCCUCCUCACGCCUGGCCAAAGAGGCGUCCUCCUCCUCCUCCUCGUCGGGGAAGAAGAGCAAGGGCAAGCUGCGCAAGCGGAGCAGCAGCGGGGGCGUGCGGCGGAGUGGCACGGGGGGGUCCGGGGGGGUGUCUGCGGUGGCGGCCGCGGCCUCGAGGGCCGGCGACGACCUGGACGCCCAGCUGCUGGAGCGGCGCAGCACGCACUCCAGCGAGCCCGACUCGCCCUCGCCGCCCUCGCUGAGCGGCAGCCUGCCGUCGGUGGCCGACUCGCACUCCAGCCACUUCUCCGAGUUCAGCGGCGGCUCCGACCUGGACGCCUGCCGGCCCGCCUGCUGCCCGCACCAUCACCACCACCACGAGCACGCCGGCUGCGCCAGGCUCGGCCACAACAACGCCGCCACGAACGCCAGCCCCCCGCCCGAGCUGGACCACGCCACGUUGGAGACCAGCCUGCUGUCCGAGGGGGUGCCCCCUUCGCCGUCGGUCGGUGUGUUGGCGCUGCGCUACAUCGCGGAAGAGAGCGUGGGCUUGAUGCGGGCGGUAGAGCUGGACUCCAGGAUGGACGAGGACGAGGGCGAGGGCGAGGCGGACGAAGAGAGCGCGGAAGCCUCUCUGAAAGAGCGAAACAAUAACCUGCCACCGUCGCCAGACAGCUCGCCCAGGCACCCCUGCAUCCAGACGGACAUUUAGGCCCCUCGCUGACCCCCAGAGACGGGACACCACGGGUCACUCGGACCCACAAACCACAGAGCUUCUCCAGCUAAUCUCACACCCACUUUAUCUUACUAAAGGAUUGCACACUGACUACGAGGUUUGAAAAUUAAAAAAAAAAAAAAAAUUAAGAGCAGAAAAGAGGGAAAAAAGAAGAGUUAUUACUGAGGUAUUGUGGUAAAGUGUUUUUUUUUUAUUAUUAUUAUAAUUUUAUUUGUUUUUUAGUGUUGGUUUCAGCGUUGGCUGUUUGCUAAACGAAUGUCGAUAAAGGAAUGUCCACUGUCUAUGUGCGAGCAGGGCAGUGUGUAUGCUGUACAGAGGGAGUGUAGGUGGAAGUGAUGGGGGUUGGGGGGUUUGGUCAAACGAUAUCUAAACUGGUUGGUCAGGCAUGUGGGGUUCAAGAACCAAGUUCCAGAAUGGUCCAUGUUGGCGAUACGACUGCUUUCUGGCUCAGCCUUCCCUUCUUUCAUGUAGCUGCUCUCAGGUAGACGAAAGCGCUGAUGAGACCCAAGAAAGCUACUAGGCAUGAAUGUAGGAGGGACUACUGAUUGACAGGUACAAGUUGAUUGACAGAUGUAGCUGCAAAUAACAAGCCUCGGUAUGUUUGUUGCUUUGUUCUUUCCCCCCCCCCCCCCUAAGGGACAGUAGCAUUUUUUUCAAAGAGUGGGCCUUACAGUUUUUUCGGUGAGGCUGUUCAAGUAACACCCCAUGGGCGGAUGCACACCCUUACGUGGUGUAACACACUCACACACACACACACAGACACACUCUUUUAGAAAAUCAAAUGCUGUUCUGUGGGUUGGAUCUUCCACAGCCCAGCCUGAGGAUUGUGCACCAUUAUGCAUCAUUCAGAUGGACACCUAAGAGGGACCAGGCAAUGGUAGUGUUCCUUUUUUUGCCCUGUCAAGAUUCUUGUAAAUUAUUUUUUACUCUUCUUGUGAAGUUGUGGUUCCUUGUCUUUCUUUUGUGUUUUUUUUUUUCUCAUUUUGGGAAAGGUUGUUCAUUGGCUGCAGCCCCGUGUUGGGGGCAAUAGGUGUGUAACAUUGGGGGGGAGGAGCUCUGAGUGAAGCAGAAUCAGGAGUACCUCUCUCUUGUAGACCAUACAGCCCACUGUAGCCUUCUGCACCAGCUAGAGCCUCACAUUCACAGCACAAAGUAACCGAGCAAGAGGAUAGGCGUGACUUUAAAAAGGCUCACAUCGACGUUCACGCAUAAGAAAAGCAGAACAUCUCAACAGCUACAGGAAAUGGCCGAGCAUUCAGGGUCAUUUACAGAGGACUCUCCUGCUUAAACGAUGAAGAUGCACCUCACUAUAGAAUUUCUUCUCUCUUUUUUUUAUGUUAAUGACUCAUGGU